GGCAUUCGGCGCUAAACCACGGCGCGAACCAGACGCGUUUUUCUCUUCUCUCCUUUUCUUUAAAACAAAAAACAAAAAAAAUUAAAAUUAAAAAAACGGACAAACGAGCGAACUAGAGAUCCUCGAGGUUGACACAAAAUAUACCGUUGCAAAAAAAAUACCAAACAUCAAUAUCAAAUCUAAUGCCUAUCGGAACAAAAUAAAAGGCAAAAAAAAAACAUACAACAAAACAUUAACUGCAAAUAAUCAUAAAAACAAAUUAUAAAUAUACUUAUGUAAAGAAAAAAAAAACAAAAGCGAAACGGAAAGAACCGCUUGGAAAGAUACGGUUAGCAGAGAAGCUGGCUAACCAAAGUGAUCAACGCGCUUUUUGUGUCCUUUUUUUUUCUGGUAUUUUUCUUUUUGUUUGUUUGGUUUUUCUUUUUCUUUGGUGCGCGUGUGUGCCCCACUUGCGAUCGUUAAUUAUUGACCGUGUACAACAACAACAACAACACCACCUCUUAACUGCCUGCCCCUGCAACUGUGGCAAGUAGCCAAGUAGCAGCAAUCAGUGGCAAAAGUAACGGCCAUCGUACCGACAGCAACUGUUUUCGAAAGUUGCCACCAAAAAAGCACGCAGACAACGCAGACGACGCAGACGCGGACGCAUCCUGUUUGUCAAGGCGAGGAAUUGGAUUCGGAACUUUAACUGGAACGGCAAGUGGAACGCCGGAAUUGGGCCAGGGACGAAAAACAGUAGGAACACCAUCAAAGCAGCAACAUGCAACAUCAGCAGCAACAAAAACAACAAAUGCUACAGCAGCAACGGCACAGAAGAAAUCGUCGAGAAAUCGGCGCUAAGAAGAUUUGGCUGCCGCUUAUCAUUUUCCUUUCACUGCAGGUCAUCCUGGUCUGCUGCGACGAUGUCGAAGUGGUAAAGGCUAUUGCCGGAAGCGCGGACGACGACCUGACCAUUGCCCUGGCCGACCACGAGAACGAGCUGGAUCAGAUGGCCCAGGAAUCGGAGCAGGAGCAACAGGCCCAGGCGCAGGCCCAGCAGCAGCAUCCGCCGCAGCACGCGCCGCAGCAUGCGCCACAGCCGCCGCCGCCGCAGCAGCAGCCCCAGAUCCAGAUCCAGAUGCAGCUGCCGCAGUCGGUGCCCAAGGUGCAGGUCCACUACCAGCACAACAUGCCGCCGCCUCCGCCGCCCAAUGUGGCACUGACCCUAAGAAGUAACCACCAGAAUAUUCCAUUGAGCUUUGGCCAGCCCUUCGGACCGCCACCGCCGCCCGGCGCCCAGUUCUACAAGGGACCCCCGCCACCGCAGCUCCAGCAACGACCGCAACCACCACCGCAGGUCCAGCUUCAGGUGGCGCCGCAGCAGGGUCAGGCCCAGGUGCAGGUGCAGAGCCAGGGCAUCCAGGGACAGCAGCAGCAGGUGCAGGUGCCGGACCUGAGCGUGGGCGGAUCCAGCCAGAACGAGAUCUGGGCGGCACCGGUGCAGGACAUGCCCAAGAUCGUGUCCCUGGACGUGAAGUGCGAGAAGAACGGCAUGAAGGUGUUCGUCCAGUUCGACAAGCCCUUCAACGGCAUCGUCUUCUCCAAGGGCCACUACAGCAACAUGAACUGCGUCCACCUGCCCUCCGGCCUGGGCAGGAGCUCGGCCAGCUUCGACAUCGGACUCCAUGAGUGCGGCACUGCCGGCAACACGGACAACUACGGCCAGGGUUAUGGCCACGAAUCCGGUGGCACCGGGGCGGGCACCUACUUCGAGAACAUCAUCGUCAUCCAGUACGAUCCCCAGGUGCAGGAGGUGUGGGAUCAGGCCCGGAAGCUGCGCUGCACGUGGCACGACCAGUACGAGAAGUCCGUGACCUUCCGGCCCUUCCCCGUCGACAUGCUGGACGUGGUGAGGGCGGACUUUGCGGGCGACAAUGUGGGCUGCUGGAUGCAGAUCCAGGUGGGCAAGGGACCGUGGGCCUCCGAGGUCUCCGGCCUGGUGAAGAUUGGCCAGACAAUGACCAUGGUGUUGGCCAUCAAGGACGACGACUCCAAGUUCGACAUGCUGGUGAGGAAUUGUGUGGCGCACGACGGCAAGAGGGCUCCCAUCCAGCUGGUGGACCAGCGGGGAUGCGUCACCCGGCCGAAGCUCAUGUCCCGGUUCACCAAGAUCAAGAACUUCGGGGCCUCCGCCUCCGUGCUGUCGUACGCCCACUUCCAGGCCUUCAAGUUCCCCGACUCGAUGGAGGUACACUUCCAGUGCACCAUCCAGAUCUGCCGCUACCACUGCCCGGAGCAGUGCUCGGCGGACUCCAACCUCCAGGACGUGCACCACCUCCAGGUGGGACCCGAGUCGCAGUACGGACCGCCGCCCCAGCUCCACGUGGAUGCCUACCAGGUGGCCAGUGCCAUCGGAAAGCGGCGUGACGAGCGCCGUGUCCAGCGCCGGGCCAGAGCUGUGGCCGAGCCCCAGGUGGGCCUCAACCGGAUCAUCAAGGUGGUCUCCUCCGGGGACCUGACCUUCGCCAUUGACGAGCAGGCGACGGGCAACGGCAGCUCCACGAACGGAUCCGGGGUGGAACGCAGCCCGCAGACGAUGGUGUUCCCGGUGCGCGAGGAGGGUCUCAUCUGCAUGACCACGCCCGGCUUCGCCAUCACGCUGAUCGUGCUCCUGGGCAUCCUGGUCACCUCCUGCCUCACCUCCGCCGUGCUCUACGUCCGCCUGCGUCCCUUCUCCUCGUUCGCCGCCGUCUCGGCCAAGGAGCGGGCCGUCGCCUUCACGAAUCCCCAGCUGGCCCCGCUGCCCGUCAUCCAGCUGACCCCGCCACCCCCAGCGGAUGUCCAGGGCACGCUCUCCAAGAAGCGGGCGCUCUCGUGAGCGGGACACCCGACUGGCGAUUGUAUCUAGAGCGGAAUGGAUGAAUGGGGAUGCUUCUUUGGGGUAGUGAGUCACUGAUUACUUGUCAC
This is a messenger RNA of Drosophila bipectinata, 2946 nucleotides long. It is a transcript of the gene dy, whose product is annotated as transmembrane protein dusky. The record is from RefSeq and is a predicted model, not a curated record. Lineage: Eukaryota; Metazoa; Arthropoda; Insecta; Diptera; Drosophilidae.